AAAGCCAGGAUAAAGAAAGGAAUCCAGUAACGGAAAAGGAAAAUGCUAUUUGAAGAAGAAAGGAUAUAAACAGGGAAUCACAUACUCUCUACUACUGCCCAGGAAAAAUGUCACGGCCAGCAAACAGAAGACCAGAGAACCCCAAAAUAAGCAGAGAGCUUUUUGUACUCACUUACGGCGCUUUGGUGGCUCAGCUGUGUAAGGAUUACGAAAAGGAUGAAGAUGUGAACAAAUAUUUGGACGGCAUGGGGUAUAACAUUGGCAUCAGGUUAGUCGAAGACUUCUUGGCUCGCUCCUCUGUGAAGAAGUGCCGGAGUUAUUCUGAAACGACAGACAUUAUUGCACAGGUUGCUUUUAAGAUGUACCUGGGUGUUGUGCCAACUGUGACUUGCAGUAAUUCCACACAGUUCUCCCUCGUUCUGGACAAGAACCCCUUAGUGGACUUUUUGGAAGAGCUGCCGGCGGGGAGAUCUUCACUUUGCUAUUGCAGUCUCUUGUGCGGGGCCAUUAGAGGUGCUCUAGAAAUGAUACACCUGGCUGCUGAAGUUACUUUCAUCCAAGACACUCUGAAGGGGGAUGAUGUGACAGAAAUUGGAAUUGCAUUCUUAAAGAAGAUUGAAACCAGGAAACACAAACGAAAUAAGUGAAGCCAUAUCUGAAGUCCCUGUGUGUGGACAGUUAAUAUUUUUGACCCUCUGUACCUGCCUAGAAAGCUAUUAUUCCUGAUCCAGAAAAGGCAUUCGAUAUAGAACCAUGGUGUGGAUGGUGCCACUUCUGGAUCAGGCCCAGCAUUCCCAAAUGUUUGCUGUGUAGGGCAAAAAACUACACCAACCCACAAGCCAACAUGGACAUGAAUGGUGCACGGUUCUCCCUCCUGGCUCAGCUGCAGAUGAGUCCAGGGUGUCUUGAGGGAAGGGCUGCCUCUCCUGCAUGCUUAGGUCAUCCUUCUCCACAUUCUUCAGCCAAGUAAAGUUAGAUGGGUGGCUAUGAGGCACAGGAACUGACUUAGCGGUGGCACACUCACUGUGGAACUCCCUGCUUCAGAAGGCUUAGCAGCCUAGCUAUUUCAUACUUAAAGAGAC
Molecule: messenger RNA, 1082 nt
Organism: Zootoca vivipara (common lizard)
Lineage: Eukaryota; Metazoa; Chordata; Lepidosauria; Squamata; Lacertidae
Source: RefSeq, a predicted model, not a curated record